AUGGACUCCAACAGUAACCGGCCGGACUCUUUUGAGUCCGACGAGACCUAUGUUCUCGUAACAGGCACAAACAGCGCCAAAAAGAGUGCCGAAACCCUCUCCCUCCUCCAAGCACACCUUAAUAACUCUGCUGCCAAAUACGCAACGCCCAAGAACCGCGUGACGCUCAAACCGGAAAAUGUUGACCUAGCCAAUUUACUGUCGGUGCGUGCCUUGUCACGUCGGUUGCGGGCCUCACUCCCGAAGCUGGAUGCCGUCAUUCUGAAUGCUGGCACUGCUGGGUUCACCGGCGUCAAUUUCUUCAAGGCGUUAUAUCUUACCUUGACAGACCUCGUGAACGCAGUCACAUACCCGUCGGCAUUUACACUCACCUGUUCAGGGGUUCUCGUCAAAAAACAAACCUCGCAGCCCGAUGAGCCUCCGCUGGGAGACAUCUUUUGCUCGAAUGUGUUUGGACACUACAUGCUCAAUCAUGCAUUGAUGCCCCUUCUUUCCGCCUCUGAAACCUCUCCGGGUCGCAUCAUCUGGAUAUCCAGCAUCGAAGCAACAAGCAAACAUUUCGAUCUCUCAGACUUCCAAGCGCUCAAUACCCGAUCCGCCUACCAGGCUUCUAAGCACCUUACGGACGUCCUCGCUCUGACCUCAGAGCACCCCAGCUCGUCGCCGUGGGUUGACACCUUCUUAUCCGCGUCGAAAACUACCACUGCUACGAAACUACAGCAGAAUGGAACCGCACACCACGCCCCUACCAGCUCACGCCCAAAACCGAGCAUUUACGUCGCCCACCCAGGCGUCUGUGGCACGGCCAUCAUGCCCCUCGUUUUCCCCCUCUUCUACGCCAUGAUCGCUGUAUUCUGGCUCGCCCGCAUGUUCGGGUCGCCCUGGCACACUAUCUCAACCUACAGUGGCGCCUACGCGCCCGUCUGGCUAGCGCUCUCGCCCAAGCCUGUCUUGGAUGCGGCUGAGGAUGUCUAUGCGCGUCUAGGUGGUGGGAAACCAAAAUGGGGAUCAUCCUGUGACAGACUGGGUCGGAUAAGCGCCGUGUGUACGGAGGUGGAUGGUUGGGGUUAUGGCGGUGUGGUUGGUCCUGCUGUGUUGGAGGAGGACAAGAGGCGGAGGAGGAAGGCGGGGGCAAAAGAUUUGACGGCUGAGGAGAAGAUGGAGUUUGAGGAGUUGGGGAGGAGAUGUUGGCGGGAGAUGGAGGAGUUGAGGGUGCGGUGGGAGAAGCUAUUGGAGAAGGAGGAGGAGGAAAUGGGGAUAGUGGUUGUCGACUGGCGUCAGAGCGGUCCGUUGCUACCAAUCACGCUUCCAUGCUUUGUUGCUCCUACCUACCCGUCCUACGUUGUUUAA
Histoplasma mississippiense is the source of this 1350-nucleotide messenger RNA. RefSeq lists its product as hypothetical. The transcript has 3 exons. Gene Ontology annotation, molecular function: 3-beta-hydroxysteroid 3-dehydrogenase (NADP+) activity. Gene Ontology annotation, cellular component: lipid droplet; endoplasmic reticulum membrane; mitochondrial outer membrane. The record is from RefSeq and is a predicted model, not a curated record. Bases 1 to 1350 code for a protein of 449 amino acids. Lineage: Eukaryota; Fungi; Ascomycota; Eurotiomycetes; Onygenales; Ajellomycetaceae. Gene Ontology annotation, biological process: ergosterol biosynthetic process.